Molecule: messenger RNA, 1989 nt
Organism: Stegostoma tigrinum
Lineage: Eukaryota; Metazoa; Chordata; Chondrichthyes; Orectolobiformes; Stegostomatidae
Product: neuronal acetylcholine receptor subunit beta-4-like
Exons: 7
Coding region: 292-1794 (500 amino acids)
Biological process (GO): signal transduction; monoatomic ion transmembrane transport; regulation of membrane potential
Cellular component (GO): synapse; neuron projection; postsynaptic membrane
Molecular function (GO): transmembrane signaling receptor activity; acetylcholine-gated monoatomic cation-selective channel activity
Source: RefSeq, a predicted model, not a curated record
UGCAGCCUGCGGUUGAGUGACGCCUUUCUUUCUUCACCUUCCAGCCUGUCUCUUUUUCGACCAGAAAUCGUAUUCAGCACCACGGAGAGCUCCCAACGACUGAAUAGAUAAACGCCCUGCUGCUCUUUCCUUCCUAGAAUUUCACCUUCUCCAAAUCCUUUUCUACUGGCUCCUUUGAUCGCCUCCGAUAGUUCUGACCAGAGGUUAUUAACUAUUUAAACACCUCUCCCGCAAAAAAAAAUUGAUGAUCGGAAGCCCCGUCCGGAGCAGCGUUGGAGGUCUGCAGCGGACAUGGGUUCAAUGCUGUAUCUGUGCCUACUAACUAUCGCAACAAGAAGCCACAGUGCAGAGGUUGAGGAGAGGCUAAUGAAUUACCUCCUGGAUCCAGAAAGGUACAAUAAACUGAUCCGACCAGCUGUCAACAACUCUGAGCUGGUCUCUAUUGUCUUUCAGGUCUCACUGGCACAGCUCAUCAAUGUGGAGAAACACGGUGGAGAGAUCCAGGGCUUAGAAUCUCGAGAAUUUCAGGCAUUGCGGCUGAUGAAUGAACGUGAACAGAUCAUGACAACAAACGUCUGGUUAAAACAGGAGUGGAAUGACUACCGCCUACGAUGGGACCCGGAACAGUUUGAAGGUAUUCGGAAACUACGGAUUAACGCCAAGCAGCUUUGGCUCCCAGACAUCGUAUUAUACAACAAUGCUGACGGGACCUAUGAAGUUUCUGUGUACACUAACGCCAUUAUUUCCUAUAAUGGAAGCAUCUACUGGCUACCACCUGCCAUCUACAAGAGUGCCUGCAAGAUCGAAGUGAAACAUUUCCCCUUCGACCAGCAGAACUGCUCCAUGAAGUUCAGGUCCUGGACCUAUGACCACACUGAAAUUAACCUGAUCCCCAAAACUGAUGGUGCAAGCAUGGAUGACUUCACUCCCAGCGGUGAGUGGGACAUAUUGACACUCCCAGGGAGGCGAAACACAAAUCCACUGGACCCAACCUAUGUUGAUGUGACAUAUGACUUCAUCAUUAAAAGGAAGCCCCUCUUCUACACCAUCAACCUCAUCAUCCCAUGUAUUCUCAUAACCUCACUAGCCAUUCUGGUGUUUUACCUUCCAUCAGACUGUGGCGAGAAGAUGACUCUAUGUAUCUCUGUUCUACUCGCACUGACUGUGUUCCUCCUGUUGAUUUCCAAAAUUGUCCCACCAACCUCCUUGGAUGUUCCAUUGAUUGGGAAGUAUCUGAUGUUCACCAUGGUGCUAGUGACAUUUUCUAUAGUGACCAGUGUCUGUGUGCUCAACAUUCACCAUCGCUCUCCUAGCACGCACACCAUGCCCCAGUGGGUGAAGAACAUUUUUUUGAAUAGGUUGCCUUCUCUCCUGUUCAUAAAGAGACCUCAAAACAAUUGGACUAAGCAAAAAUUACACCAACCCAGGAAAAGCAAUCUCUGCAAUGCCCAUGCAAGUCCAGAAGAGAGCAACAAGAACUUUUCUUUCUUUAUAAAUCCCACCUCCACCAAAGUUUAUGACUUCAACUUUAUGGAAGCAGCUGAUUCCUGCCAACAAGACCUAAGGCUGAGAACAUCCACAAAGCUCCCACCUGAAUUGCAGGAUGCUCUCGAUGGGGUGAAAUUCAUUGCGGAUCACUUGAAGAAUGAUGAUGAAAAUCAAAACGUGACUGAAGAUUGGAAAUAUGUCGCCAUGGUGGUGGAUCGCUUGUUCCUCUGGAUUUUUAUUGUACUUUGCAUUAUGGGAACAGUUGGUUUGUUUCUCCAGCCAUUUUGUCAGUCGCAGAAACAUUGAGCUUUGUUGGAUCUCUGCUGUGUAUUGUGCAUGGAACUUUUUAAACAAUGACUGUUUGCACAAGGAAGGUGAACCAUCCCAAAGUAAUGAAUAUGCUUCAAACGCUCUCCCUUUACCUGCAAAGUGUCUGUACUAUAUUAAGAUGCAUUAUUAUAUCAAUUGUGGCAUAACUUUUCCUCAGUAUCAACUUUUAAU